AAAAAAGCGCUUGGAAGAGAUGCUGCGGCUUGUGUGCAUUGCCAUAUGGGUGGUGCAUGCCUAUGCCAAGCCGCACGGCCCGUCGGUCAUCCCGCCUGAGAAUCCAGGUGAGCCCCGUGACUUCAAAAAAGCACUCUUGAAUGGAUGGUGAUGCGUGCCGCUGUAGAUGACCCUGUUUAUCUGCAUCCGGGGCACUCGAAGUCUGUGCUGGUCAUCGGCGGCGGCCUUGCCGGCCUCUCGGCAGCACUCGAGCUGGCAGAGAGGGGUGUCCGUGUGGUCCUGAAGGAGGUCGAUGAAUACGUCGGCGGCCGCGUCAAAGCCAGGCGCACUAUCCCGAGGCAUCAUGGUGAUUCAGAUGAGCCGGGCUGGUUCAACGGGACGGUGUCGGUCGAGCAUGGCUUCCAUGCCUGGUUCAAGAACUAUUAUCAGAUGAAGGUGAGCGGAGCGCGAAAGCCAGCCGCGUGUCGUGUUUGAAUGGAUCCAUGCUCACUGCAGGACGUCCGUGACAGGUUAGGAGUGUCCCAUCUCUACCGGCCGUGGCCGGCUGUCCACUAUCGAUUCAGACACUACAAGCCUGAAGUCAUACACAGCGAGGUGCAAACACCAGAGGGCACGACGACGAGCGUUGUGAGUGCCUGUCAUUGUCUUUGUGUGUUUAUUGACGAAGGGCCCGUAUCCGCUCAAUCUGCUCCGCAUCGUUCGCGAGAGCCCCAACCUGUCGGUGCUCGAUGCCGUCAGGUCGCUUGGGAGCAUCAAGGAGCUGGCAUUCUUUGACUACACUACCGUCUUCAACAGGUGGGGACGGCAGAUAAAAUUGACGAGCCGCGCACUUGGUGUAUGUGUGGAUUUGUAUGCUGUGCAGGCUUGAUAAUGUGACAUUCGAGCAGUGGGCCAAGUCGGUGUCCAUUUUGAAGAGGUUCUACGACAUCAUCUUCGCCCCGUCCCUCAGUGUGACGCUGAACGAGCGCGGGACGCUGUCGGCGGCAGAGAUGCUCACAUACCAGCAGCUGUACUUCCUCUCUGACCCUCAUGCAAGCGACCGAGAGGUCAGCCACAAUCACGCACAGACAUAACCCGACUGCCCAUCAUUGCAGCUGCUGUGUCGGUCCUCUCUGUCUGCAGGUGGCCACAGCCGACUACGGGACUGCUCUACUCAAUCCUUGGGUUGACCGCCUGCGGUCCCUCGGCGCCCAGGUCAUCACCAAUGCGUCCGUCGAUGCUCUCGAUGUCACGCUUGACCAACACAGUGGCGAACUGCGCGCAGCUGGAAGCGUCGAUGUGGGUGGCGGCCACUAUGAUGGCGUGGUGAUUGCUGCUGACCUGAAGGCCGUGCAGAGGAUACUCAAGCGGACGGUCGAACACACGCAGAAGGAUACGGCAGCGAGCCAAGCAAGUGAGACUGACAUGAGUGCGCCGCAUCACCAGCCGACAAUCACGGAACCAAUGUGUGUGCCUUGUCUCCGUGACUCCAUUCAUUCAUUGUUCACUCAGUCCUCUCCCGUCUGUCAGCCCUGAGCGACCGCGUGAAUGCCCUCCCCAUCGCCCCCCCAUACAAAGUCAUCCGCGUGUGGCUCGACCAACCUCUCAAUGCCGACCGGCCCGACAUCAUGGAGACGCCUGACUGGUCGCCCGUCAACCUCGUGGCGCAGUACCACAUGCUGGAGGAUGACGCCAGUGAGUGGGCGAAGCGGACCGGCGGGGCUGUGGUGGAGUUCCACUGCUACACCUGGACACGGCCAGACACGAGAGAUGAGGAGGUGUGGGGGGUCAUCCGACCAACGGUCGUCAUGAUCCUCCCAGAAGUAGAAGAGCGGUCCAUCCGCGUUGUCGGCUACCACGUCGAGAGCCACCACAACUUCCCCUCUUUCAGCAGGGGCACCAACGCCGCCCGACCAAACUUCGAUACGCCCCUCCAGCAGGCAAACAUCACCAACCUCGCCUUUGCGGGCGACUGGCUGCGGCCCACAUACCCAUCUGCUCUGAUGGAGAGGGCAGUGUCGACCGGUCGUCAGGCGGCCAACCUGUUGCUGAAGCGAUUUGGUGUGCAGCAGGUGCCUUUGGUCGUGCCACCGACGAACGGGCCGGGGCUGCCGUUUGGUGCUGGUGUUGAUGGUGGUAACACGAAAGGGGAGAGGGGAGGUAGGGGUACUGGUGGUGACGAGGCGUUGAUUCAUGCUUAGUGGGGGCUGGAGCUCUCGGCGCUCAUUUGUGUGUGAAUCGAUGUGUAGUGUGAGAUUGCUUAUGUGUCUGUGUUGUCUCUUCCUUGUCCUCCUUGUACCUAUGUAUGGAUGUGUGUGUGCGUGCAUGGAUUGUUUUUCCUGCACCCACCCACUGGGGGAGGACAGCGGCCCAAGGCCGCCUAUGUGUGUGUGCGGCCGCCUAUGAGUGUGUGCAGUGUGGAUAGCUACAGCCGGACAUCAACACAUGUAUGUAUGUAUGUACGUCAUCAUUCAUGUGUAAAGUAAGGAAUAUGUCUCGUA
Molecule: messenger RNA, 2480 nt
Organism: Vitrella brassicaformis
Lineage: Eukaryota; Vitrellaceae
Source: the annotation of a GenBank genome assembly